AAUCGAAUCGACUCGACAGAAACAAACGAAUUAAAGCAUCAAUUAUGUAGAUUUGUCACAGAAUACACUACACGGAGGAGGAGACACAAGGGGUGGCGAAAUGGGAUGGGCCAUAGCUCUACAUGGCGGCGCCGGUGAUAUUCCACUCUCUAUUCCACCUGAACGCCGCCUUCCUCGGGAGGCCGCACUCCGCCACUGUCUGCAUGUCGGCGUUGAGGCGCUUAAGGCGCAAAAUCACCCCUUGGACGUCGUCGAACUUGUGGUUCGCGAACUUGAAAACCAUCCAAACUUCAAUGCUGGUAGGGGAUCUGUCUUAACCACAUCUGGCACAGUUGAGAUGGAAGCUUGCAUUAUGGAUGGCAAAACUAAGAAAUGCGGAGCCGUUUCUGGUGUUACAACUGUUGUCAAUGCCAUAUCUCUUGCACGUUUGGUCAUGGAGAAGACUCCUCAUAUAUAUCUUGCUUUUGAUGGCGCAGAGGCUUUUGCGAGGGAACAAGGUGUUGCUUUGAUGGAUUCAAGUUAUUUUAUCACUUCCGAAAAUGUUGAAAGGCUAAAACAGGCAAAGGAAGCUAACAGAGUUCAACUUGAUUAUACCCAACCCCUUUCAAAAGAUGAGAAGAAACAAACUCUAACUGCUGAUGGAGAUAGCCAAAUUGGAACUGUGGGUUGCGUAGCUGUUGAUCAGCAUGGAAAUUUAGCGACUGCUACAUCAACUGGUGGAUUUGUUAACAAAAUGGUGGGCAGGAUUGGGGACACACCCAUAAUUGGCGCUGGAACAUACGCCAACAACCUCUGUGCGGUUUCUGCCACAGGUAAAGGAGAAGCAAUAAUACGAGGCACUAUUGCGAGGGAUGUGGCUGCUCUAAUGGAAUUCAAAGGCCUUUCUCUUGAGGAAGCAGCCGCUUAUGUUGUGGAGGCUGCUCCCGCGGGAACUGUUGGGUUGGUUGCUGUUUCUGCCACCGGAGAAGUGACCAUGCCAUUUAAUUCAACAGGCAUGUUUCGAGCUUGUGCUACUGAAGAUGGGCUUUCAGAAAUUGGAAUAUGGCACUCUUCGCAGAAUUGAGCGGCAUCUGUUUAGCUUUAUCUGCUCUAGUAUCUCAUCAAAAAACUCAUGCACUGUUUGCACUGUUUGGUUAGUAUAAUGCCAUGAGGCAAAGAGCUACUCAAGUUACAGACAUGUUCAACACUAAUGAUAAGCAAAACUUGGAAUCA
Messenger RNA from Tripterygium wilfordii, 1212 nucleotides. RefSeq names its product isoaspartyl peptidase/L-asparaginase 1. The transcript has 4 exons. The record is from RefSeq and is a predicted model, not a curated record. Gene Ontology annotation, molecular function: hydrolase activity. NCBI's taxonomy places the organism in Eukaryota, Viridiplantae, Streptophyta, Magnoliopsida, Celastrales, Celastraceae. The coding region runs from base 101 to 1063 and encodes 320 amino acids.